Messenger RNA from Oryza brachyantha (malo sina), 1307 nucleotides. RefSeq lists its product as uncharacterized. The coding region runs from base 157 to 1005 and encodes 282 amino acids. The record is from RefSeq and is a predicted model, not a curated record. NCBI's taxonomy places the organism in Eukaryota, Viridiplantae, Streptophyta, Magnoliopsida, Poales, Poaceae. The transcript has 8 exons.
GCCUCGCACUCUCUCUCGCUAUAGAGUUCGGAGAGCUCCUGAAGGCACGAGAGUUCGAGACCUCUCUGAUCUUAUCUUCUCUUUGGCUCCUCGCUGCAUUGCGAUUCGAUCCGCGAGCCCGUGAGCUAGGAGCUUGUUCAUCACAUCCUGAAAACCAUGGAGUUCGAAGACCGCUGCCACAAGGUCCAGGAGCCCAAAUUCGACUGUCUGCUCUUUGACCUCGAUGACACUCUGUACCCACUGAGCUCGGGGAUCGCGUCUCAUGUCAAGAAGAAUAUUGGAGAUUACAUGGUUGAGAAGCUGGGUAUUGAGGAGAGCAAGAUUGAGACCCUCGGCAAUCUGCUUUACAAGAACUACGGCACGACGAUGGCCGGCCUUAGGGCAAUCGGCUACAGCUUCGAUUACGAUGAAUACCACAGCUUUGUCCAUGGAAGACUGCCCUACGAGAACAUCAAGCCUGACCCUGUUCUGAAGCACAUUCUCAAGAACCUGCGCAUCCGCAAACUCAUAUUCACCAACGGCGACAAGGACCAUGCCGUGAGAGCCCUCAAGAGGCUGGGCCUGGAGGACUGCUUCGAGGGGAUCAUCUGCUUCGAGACCCUGAACCAGCCGUGCCCGUCGGCGCCGUGCGACGGAGAGGCCAACGCCUUCGACAUCGCCGGCCACUUCUCCCGGUCCGGCGCCGCCGACGAGCUGCCCAGGACCCCCGUGCUCUGCAAGCCCAACGUCGACGCCAUGGAGGAGGCCCUCAGGAUCGCCAACGUGAACCCUCACAAGGCGAUCUUCUUCGACGACAGCGUGCGCAACAUCCAGGCAGGGAAGAGGAUCGGCCUCCACACGGUGCUGGUGGGCACGCCGCAGCGGGUGAAGGGCGCGGACCACGCGCUGGAGAGCAUCCACAACAUCAGGGAGGCGCUGCCGGAGCUGUGGGAGGAGGCCGAGAAGGCGGAGGACGUGCUCAUCUACUCCGACCGCGUCGCCAUCGAGACCUCGGUCACCGCGUAGACGCCGCCCCCCCGUCUCUCCCAACUCCGGCGCAUCGCUCAGCCUCUACUCAAAACAGAACGAGCAUCCAUCGUUCAUCCCUGGCCGGACAGGUGAUCUUCAGGUGGGAAUUCAGAAUUGGCCAGGCCAACACGUUCCAAGAAAAAAAGGAGGUGUUCCAUGGAAGUUCAGAGAUGAAAUCAGAAUGUAACAGCAACGUUGGGACGGGUCCUAGAAUAUAUAUAUGUAUCGGCCAGAUCUUUGCAUGUAAAUUACUAGUAGAAGCAAUAAAUAAUUAAUAAAGAGAAUGGGGGUUAUGAUUA